AUGGAAUACCGGCGUUUUGGACCCACCGACAUGACCGUUUCGGUUUUGGGAUUCGGCUGCUGGGAAAUGGGGGGCACCUACGGUGACGUUGACGGCAGCGAACUCUACGCCGCCGUCAACCGUGCCGUCGACCUCGGCAUCAACUGCUUCGACACCGCACCGGCCUACGGCAGAGGGGAGUCGGAGAUAGUGCUGGGCAGGGCGUUGGGUGAUCGGCGCAAGGACGUUAUCGUCGUCACCAAGUGCGGUGUGGGCUACGCAGAUCGGCCCAAGGGUCGCGACAGCCGCAUGGUGUCCGUCUUCGCAUCCGUCGAGCAAAGCCUGCAGAACCUGGGAACCGAUUAUCUGGACGUGUUGCUCAUCCACUGGCCGGACGUGAACACGCCCUUUGACGAGACCAUGCACGCGCUGGACAGCCUCGUGCGUCAGGGCAAGGUCCGCGCGGUCGGCGUUUCCAAUUUCACCCUGGACCAGAUCAAUGAAUGCGAGGAUGUCCGCAGCGUGGACAUCGUCCAAUAUGGCCUGAACAUGUUCGACCGGCGCAUGGAACAGGAAAUAUUUCCGCACUGCCUCGAUCAGGGAACCGGCGUCAUGGUAUAUGGCCCCCUGGCGUUCGGUCUGCUGACCGGCGCGAUGUCGGCGGACACAACCUUCGGCAACAACGACUGGCGGGCCACCGGCGGUAGACCCGGCUGGAACGUGGGCGUGUUUGCCGAGGAGCACUUCCAGCGCAACCUCCAGGUCGUCGAGGAACUCAAGCCCAUUGCCCAAGCCAGGGGCAAAAAGAUGCCUCACCUCGCCCUACGUUGGGUAUUGUCAAACCCGGCCGUCAGCGUAGCGCUCGUUGGCACCCGCACCGUGCGGGAGGUGGAGGAAAACGUCGCCGGUCUGGAAUGGGCGCUGUCCGGCGCAGAUCUGGAGCAAAUCGACGCAGUGUUCCAACGGUACGGUGUCGACACCCACCCCGAGAUAGUGAUCGACCCGGACGAAUAG
Molecule: messenger RNA, 993 nt
Organism: Geodia barretti
Lineage: Eukaryota; Metazoa; Porifera; Demospongiae; Tetractinellida; Geodiidae
Source: the annotation of a GenBank genome assembly